This is a messenger RNA of Oenanthe melanoleuca, 1162 nucleotides long. RefSeq names its product short chain dehydrogenase/reductase family 16C member 5 (gene SDR16C5). The transcript has 6 exons. The record is from RefSeq and is a predicted model, not a curated record. Gene Ontology annotation, molecular function: oxidoreductase activity, acting on the CH-OH group of donors, NAD or NADP as acceptor. NCBI's taxonomy places the organism in Eukaryota, Metazoa, Chordata, Aves, Passeriformes, Muscicapidae. The coding region runs from base 32 to 952 and encodes 306 amino acids. Gene Ontology annotation, cellular component: lipid droplet.
ACAGAAGACUGGCGCUUGUACCUGAGAAAUCAUGUUCAACUUCAGAUGCAUCCAUAAGUUACUACAGUACCUGAAAUUUUUAAUUUUUUUACUUAUCGAGAACGCCUUCUGUUUAUUUUCUCUACGCAAAAAAUGUUAUGCUGGUGAAAUAGUACUUAUUACUGGCUCUGCAAAUGGGAUUGGAAGGCAAGUUGCCUUAAAGCUGGCUCCUUUGGGAGUAACCUUGGUUCUUUGGGACAUUGAUGAUGAAGGCAACAAAGAAACAAGCAGAUUAGCGCAGCAAAAUGGAGCUAACCGGGUGUUUGUCUACCACUGCGACUGCAGCAAUAGGGAGGAUGUCUAUGAACAGGCAGACAAGGUUAAAAAAGAAGUAGGGGAUGUUACUGUUCUAAUCAAUAAUGCUGGCAUACUAAUUGGGAAAAAGUUCUGUGAUCUUACAGAUGAAGAUUUUGAAAAGACCCUCAGAAUCAACUUCUUUUCUCAAGUCUGGACUCUCAAGGCCUUUCUUCCAGCCAUGGUGGCCUGUAACCGUGGGCACCUGAUUAGCACAGCCAGUGCAGCUGGAUUAAUGGGACUCUACAGGUUAUCAGAUUAUUGUGCAAGUAAGAGUGCAGUCAUUGGAAUGAUGGAAGCCAUAAAUUCAGAACUGUACCACGGAGGAAAACGCGACAUUAAAACCACAAUCAUUUGCCCUUAUUUUUUGAGUACUAGGUUAAGCAAAGGCUUCAAAAGCAAGAGACCCUGUUUGUAUCCUGUUUAUGAUCCAGAGUAUGCAGCUAGCAGGAUAGUGGAUGCAAUUAAAAAGGAAAAAUUUUAUCUGAUCAUGCCUCCAGCUGUAUACUUACUUGGACUCAAAAUUUUCCUUCCUAGAAAAGUAGUGUUAUUCCUCGAGUCUUACGUUAAGUUCCCUGAGAGCAUGGAAGAAGCCUAUGGCCAGAAGAAAAAAGAUUGAAACAAAAAGUAUUCUGAAGACCUCAAGUGCCAUCAAAUUGUAAACAUUUGCAGUAAAAAGUAAUUUUAAAUCAUAUUUAUUCCUUGACAAAAAAUUUACUUCUUUUAUGCUAUUUUACGUUGAUCAGCGUGCCAUUUAAUUCUUCACAACUGUCUUUUAAGUUUUUAUGUUUGGCAAUUUUCUGAGAAAUUUUUGAAAAAUCACUAAAAU